This is a messenger RNA of Notolabrus celidotus (New Zealand spotty), 1795 nucleotides long. Its product is annotated as heme transporter hrg1-A-like. The transcript has 3 exons. Gene Ontology annotation, biological process: heme transport. The record is from RefSeq and is a predicted model, not a curated record. Bases 336 to 770 code for a protein of 144 amino acids. Lineage: Eukaryota; Metazoa; Chordata; Actinopteri; Labriformes; Labridae. Gene Ontology annotation, molecular function: heme transmembrane transporter activity; heme binding. Gene Ontology annotation, cellular component: plasma membrane; lysosomal membrane.
GUACUAAACGGGCUUUCUUUGGUUAGUGUCAGAUGACGUUGAGUGAGGCGAUGUGUUUUGCAGCUUGAGAAAAAAAAACCUUAACAGAAGACUCUAGGAACGCUUUGUCAUGUUCCACACUCCCCCCUGUGUGUGCGGGACAGCUAUCAUUCCUCAGAGGUCCACAGUUUGACGCUCUGUCCUCCUCUCUUGCUUGAAGAGUAACCGGAUGCUGUUGUUUUGAAAUUAGCAGCUCGCUGCUGUCUCGCGCUCGCUCACCACCAACACGCUCGCGCUUCUUGUCCUGUCGAGCUCGUGUCCCCCUGAUUUCCUUACACCUUUGAGUUCUUGUGACCAUGGCUGUUAAUAAAACCUACAUUAGUAUCGGCUACGCCUCGUUCGGGAUGCUGAUGGGGUUUUCUGCUUUCCUGACGUGGAACAUCGUGUUCAAGCAGCCGUGGACUGGAGCCAUGGGAGGGCUGUCAGGUGUGCUGGCACUGUGGACUCUGAUCACCCACACCAUGUACCUGCAGGACUACUGGAGGACCUGGCUGAAAGGCCUCAAGUUCUUCCUCUUUAUUGGGGUUUUCUUCUCUGUCGUGGCUGUGGUCGCCUUCAUCACUUUUCUGUCUGUGGCCAUCCACAACAAGGAGUCCCUCACCGACCCCACCAGCCUCUACCUGUCCUGUGUGUGGAGCUUCAUGAGCCUCAAGUGGUCUUUCCUGCUCUCUCUGAGCGCUCACCGCUAUCGCAAGGAGUUUGCAGAUAUCAGCAUCCUCAGUGACUUUUAAGAACACAUCAGUCCUGCAUAUUGUACGUACAUGGACUCUGGGGUAACUUGCUGGGCUGGCUUCCCAGCAAGAAGUGAUGAUGGACAUUUUAAGAGGAAUCAAAGGAGAUUUUAAAAUACUUCAUGUCGUGGAUGAGCACCCUGGUCCUUGGCCAAACCUCUCCCAAACCUCACUUUUGUGUGUGUGCGUGUGUGUGUGUACGUAUAGGGUUUGUUGAUGACUGUGCCAACACACACAGUUCUGUUUUAUAUGACCCCUGUUUGAUUUAAUAUUUACCUGCUUAGUCAUGCAUAUGCAGUUUUCACAUGACAAACAAAAUCCUUAUUAACCAUGACUCAGUGAAGGGAACUCCUGCAUUACAACACACUCCUCAGUGGUAAUUAUCAGCUGCAGUUUCAUGUUGUGGCCACUGGAGGGUGCCAUCGUCCAAACAGUGCAACAUAACCAUGCUUAGCUUUAUGCUGAACAUCCAAACUUACAUCUACUUAUUAUAUUCCUUCUACAGUUUCAUGAAGUAGACCUUGUUACCACCCACGAGUUGCACAGGUGAUCAUGUGAUGAAACCUGUGAAUCACAGAGAGAGGUACCUAUAGUCAAAAAACAGUAUUUUAUUGUCAGGGUGUAGCAGCUCACGUAUGCUUUUCAUGUGCCGCUCCAAAGCACCAGGUUCUUCACCAUGAACGGGCAUUUUAAUAACACAAUGAGUGAUUUUUGUAAAGUUUUUUAAUCUGUGUGACAUAAAACACACAAGAGUUUGAAAUUCAUCUAGUAGUGAUGCCACUAAUGUGCAUGCAUGUUGCUUUAUGUUAUAUUGUCCUCAUAUGGAUCAUUUAUGACACUUGAGUUGUUGCUUAUUGAGAUUAUUUAGCCAAUUCACCUGUAAAUGUACAUUUCUGUUCAUUAUUAUGUCAAAAAUGAAGAUGCAGCAUUGUGUAUUCACAUGUAUCACCUGAUUGAAUGAAGAGGAGUGUGUGUUUGUAUAAGAGUGUCUGAGUAUCACAUUAAUAAAUAUGUUUUUAAACAUG